This is a messenger RNA of Cyphellophora europaea CBS 101466, 246 nucleotides long. RefSeq lists its product as uncharacterized. Bases 1 to 246 code for a protein of 81 amino acids. The transcript has a single exon. The record is from RefSeq and is a predicted model, not a curated record. NCBI's taxonomy places the organism in Eukaryota, Fungi, Ascomycota, Eurotiomycetes, Chaetothyriales, Cyphellophoraceae.
AUGGCAAUCUACCACAUCGUCCUCUUCAAGCUGAAACCCAACACCCCACCGGCCCGCCUACAGGAAUGGAUCGCAGCCGCGCAAGGCAUGGUAGGCCAGAUCCCCGGCCUGCAGCGCAUCGACCUCAACCCUCCGGACCCGAGCUCGGCGUCGCGCGCACAGGGGUUUGAUAUGGGCUUGGUCGCCGUGUUGGAUAAGCCCGAGACGAUUGGCGUUUAUGCGGCGCAUCCGGCGCAUUUGGCGUAA